UUAAUAAAUGGUUGUAGCAAAAAGGAAAUUUUAUCGUUCGUUAAGGAUUUAGCAAAUUUUUUAUUAAUCUUUUUUCAAUUCCAGCCUUUUAAAAUUGGUGCCUAUUGGGUUUUUAACUUUCCGGUAGCCCAAGCUAAAUUAAUGGUAAUGCGAAUUUUAUUGCCGCGUUUUGGCAAGUUAUUAAUUGCAUGCUUUAUAGCUCCGUUAAACCAACCAAUUUGGAAGCCCCCGCGUGCAUCGGUACGUUUUUUAAGCGCUUUAACAUUUAUGCUUUAUGGUAAAGGUUAA
Messenger RNA from Gaeumannomyces tritici R3-111a-1, 288 nucleotides. RefSeq lists its product as hypothetical. The annotation marks the transcript as partial. The record is from RefSeq and is a predicted model, not a curated record. Lineage: Eukaryota; Fungi; Ascomycota; Sordariomycetes; Magnaporthales; Magnaporthaceae. The transcript has 3 exons.